Molecule: messenger RNA, 617 nt
Organism: Sarcophilus harrisii (Tasmanian devil)
Lineage: Eukaryota; Metazoa; Chordata; Mammalia; Dasyuromorphia; Dasyuridae
Product: leucine-rich repeat flightless-interacting protein 2-like
Exons: 5
Coding region: 150-617 (155 amino acids)
Biological process (GO): regulation of transcription by RNA polymerase II
Molecular function (GO): RNA polymerase II cis-regulatory region sequence-specific DNA binding; DNA-binding transcription factor activity, RNA polymerase II-specific
Source: RefSeq, a predicted model, not a curated record
CCUUUUCUCCUUUCCUGAUGACAUUAAACCAUGAAGCUUGUGAGAUUUUGUGUUGCAGUUGUGUCUGGCCCUAGAAUACUUGCAUGCUAACCCUAACGUAGAAGACUAGCCUGUGUGCUGCAGCUGGAUGCUGCCCUCGCGUGUCCAGCAUGUUCGGGAACGUACUGCCCCCCCAUCCUGUCUGUGACUCCAUUCACCGUGACAUUAGGCUGAAAAACCUUGUUGAUGAACGAGAAUGCUUGUUAGAACAGAUUAAAAAACUGAAAGGGCAGCUGGAAGAGAGACAGAAGAACGGCAAGCUAGAAAAUGUGAGGUCUGAAGAAGACAUCUUGGAAAAUGGGACAGAUAUCCACGUACUUGAUCUACAAAGGGACGCCAACAGACAGAUCAGUGACCUCAAAUUUAAACUUGCCAAGUCUGAGCAGGAGAUAACUGCGUUGGAGCAGAACGUCAUACGGUUAGAGGGGCAGGUAUCUCGCUACAAGUCAGCUGCUGAGAACGCAGAGCGGGUGGAGGAUGAGCUGAAAGCAGAAAGCAAACCAAAGAGGUGGGGGGGUAGCCCAGAGGGGCCCAGCCCGGGGCCCUGGCUUGAGGGGCACGACUCCUGGACCCCUUAA